Molecule: messenger RNA, 891 nt
Organism: Effrenium voratum
Lineage: Eukaryota; Dinophyceae; Suessiales; Symbiodiniaceae
Source: the annotation of a GenBank genome assembly
GGCGCCGCCGCGAAGGCGGUGGGCGGCGGCGGCGUGCGUGGGGCUGGCGGCCACAUCGGUGCGAUCGCCUCCGUGGCUGCCGGAGAAGGAGGAUUUGGCCAAGCUGGCAGCUUCUGAGCGGCCCAUUGGCUACUACUGCAUCCGAAGACCUUCUGGUAACGAGAAGGCGAUGACGGUGUGCGAGGUGCGUAGCCCAACGGAAGACGAGAGACGCUUCCACCUAAGCGGCGGGCUGCAGCGCUUCGUGGUGAUGGAGCUGGCCUUUUCGGAAGGCAAGCUCGGUGGGCAUCUCUGGGAUGGCGGAAUCCUCAUGACCGCCUGGGCCAUGAGCGUCAAGGAGCUGGAAAACGAGCGCGUGCUGGAGUUGGGUUCAGGCGUCGGUCUCCUCGGCAUCUCGCUGGCCAGCCGCGCGGCCUCCGUGGUGCUCUCCGACUUCGAUGCCAACGAGGUGGAGCCGUCCGACGCGGAGAGGUUGGUGCCCACGCGGCUCUUGGCAAACCUGAAGGAGAACGUUGACCGCAACGGUGUGAAGAAUGCGGAGGUGUGGCACAUCGAUUGGUACGAUUCCUUAGCGGGCAAAGAGCCCCGCGAGCAGUUCCGGCGGUUGGUGGCGGCGGACGUAGUCUACUAUUCCGCUGACGUGCCUGCGCUUGCGGCCGCUAUCGGCGCGCACCUGUGCCCCAAAGGCGUGGGCUUCAUCUUCGUGCCCCGGCGCCAGUGGCGGGGCCCGCUGGCCGCAGAGCGUGCCUCCGCGGAGGAUUUGGCCGCAGCUUUGGCAGACUAUGGCACAGUGGAGGUGCAUGAGCUCUUGGGCUACUGCUGCACGCUGGAGGAAACUCCAGUGGCCCUGAUCCGGAUCCAACGAACCUGAGCGCUGCGGAGAGAUUGCGC